Molecule: messenger RNA, 7721 nt
Organism: Mus musculus (house mouse)
Lineage: Eukaryota; Metazoa; Chordata; Mammalia; Rodentia; Muridae
Gene: Hs6st3
Product: heparan sulfate 6-O-sulfotransferase 3
Exons: 2
Coding region: 926-1633 (235 amino acids)
Biological process (GO): heparan sulfate proteoglycan biosynthetic process
Cellular component (GO): membrane
Molecular function (GO): heparan sulfate 6-sulfotransferase activity; sulfotransferase activity
Source: RefSeq, a predicted model, not a curated record
AUCAUCGCUAGCAACGCCCUCCAUGGGGCCUGUUCUCGCUCCGCGGUAGCCUUUCUGCCAGAUCUCCCUAGGCUCCAGGCUGAAGGGAUUCCCACCCCCAGCAGCCUCCCGCGAGCCCCGCGGAGCCGUGGACUCCUCCCCUGGAAACUCCUCCGGGGCUGAGGAAGGCUUUGGCGCAUGCUCCGUACCUAGGGCAGGUUUUUUUGCUGCGGGUAGCAGGGCUCCUGUCACACCGGCUGGCGGGUUGUGGCGGUGCCAGCCCGCGUGAGCGAGUGUGUGCGCGUUGCCUGCGCCUGGGCGGGCGGACCCGGAGCAGUAGUGCGAUUUGCCCGGGAGGCGGCUCCGCAGAGGCGUCUUGCUCGCCGCCGCCGAGGGGCGGCUUUGCAAACUUGCGGCGGGCUCUCGGCGCCCAGGGACCCGUGGGCAAAGGUGCCGGGCGCGGUGCACGCGGAGGGCUGGGGCUGCGGGACCGGGCCGAGCCUUCGCCCUUGGCCCGCGCCCUGGUGAGCCUCAUGCAGCUCCUGUGCUCGCCACCGCAGCUGCCCCGGGAAGGUCCGGGACACGAACCCCGCACCGCAGCGCCUGAGCGUCUACCGACCGGCGGCGGGAUGCUCCGUGUCGCCUGAGAGCGCCGCGUCCAGGUACAAGAGGAGCCGGCUGGAGCCCGGCGCCCCAGGGAUCGAGAGGAGCCCCACGCCACAGCCGCCGGCGCCGGCGCCCGUCUUCUCGGCUCCGCUCGUAGGCCCCGGCUCUGCCAACCCCGGAGUGCGGCGGGGCAGCCAGACAGCCGUUCUCUUCGGCGGCAGGGGCAUGGAGGAGCGGCGGGCUCCGAGCCGCGCCCCGGAGUCCCCGAAACUUCCGAGCAGGCGCCCGAUCGCGCCGCUGGCGCCGCAGCCACCUCACCUGCCGGCCUGAGAACGGGACCAUGGAUGAAAGGUUCAACAAGUGGCUGCUGACGCCGGUGCUCACUCUCCUCUUCGUGGUCAUCAUGUACCAGUACGUGUCCCCUUCCUGCACCAGCUCAUGCACCAACUUCGGGGAGCAGCUCCGCUCCGGGGAGGCCCGCCCGCCCGCUGUCCCGAGUCCUGCCCGACGGGCACAAGCACCCCUUGAUGAGUGGGAGCGGCGGCCCCAGCUGCCACCGCCACCCCGGGGACCGCCCGAGGGGUCUCGUGGGGUCGCGGCUCCCGAGGAUGAGGAUGAGGAUCCCGGGGACCCGGAGGAGGAGGAGGAGGAAGAAGAGGAGGAGCCGGACCCCGAGGCGCCCGAAAACGGCUCCCUGCCCCGGUUCGUGCCUCGAUUCAACUUCACCCUCAAGGACCUGACCCGCUUCGUGGACUUCAACAUCAAAGGGCGGGAUGUGAUCGUGUUCCUGCACAUCCAGAAGACCGGGGGCACCACGUUCGGCCGGCACCUGGUGAAGAACAUUCGUCUGGAGCAGCCAUGCAGCUGCAAAGCUGGCCAGAAAAAGUGCACCUGCCACCGGCCGGGCAAGAAGGAGACCUGGCUCUUCUCCCGCUUCUCCACCGGCUGGAGCUGCGGGCUGCAUGCCGACUGGACCGAGCUCACCAACUGCGUGCCGGCCAUCAUGGAGAAGAAGGAUUGUCCCCGCAACCACAGCCACACCAGGUAAGUAGUGGAGAUUUUGCUGUUUAUAUUUUGCCCUGUGUUGGAGUGACAUACGACUACAAACAUUAAUUAUACGUGGCUGAGAAUUCACAACUCUGCUUGAAAACUGAUACCUCUUAAAACGAAAACUUUAAAUUAUUGGUGACAUACAUUAGACAGUUGUUUGAAUCAUGCAUUUGUUGAUAUUUAUACACCAAGGCACUUCAGUAAGAGAAAUGAGUUCCCCAAACUUAGUCUGUAAAUUGAUUCACCGUUCCCCAUUGACUAAUGCCUAACUUCUGAUUGAACGGCAAUUCUGCCUCAUGCCUUCAAAUGAUGAAUUCUAGUUUCUUCUCUGUCAAGUGGUUGAUUAUUUAUAAAGAUUAGAAAAAUGAACUUGGUGGGUAUAGCUGGGCCAAGAAACCUUUUGUCAAUCAAAUCAUCAUUUUGGUGAUGAAAGAUCAGGAGUGUUUGUAUGGUACUCUUUCUUGUUGAAGUAGAACACAUGUAGAAAAUGAUUCUCAUGACUGGUUUGAAUGGCUCCAUUUCACUCCAUUCAUUUGAUCUUCUGUCUCUUGCAUGUAAGUAUAUUUAAUGUAGGGUGCCCUAGAAUUUUGUGGACGAUAGAUUGCUUUCAAGAAUGGAUACACAAUAGUACUGCUGUCAUAUGUAAGUUAAUGAUGGAGAUGUUUUCUGAGGAAUGUACUCAUGAAGAAUUUCGUCAUUGCAUGAACAUCAGGGAUUAUAGUACCCAAGCAAUGUGACAUACUUACCUUAUCACAGCAAUCUAGUGUAAGCUGUCACUCUUCGAAGUGUUACUAGAUUAGUUGGGACUGUGUAUGUACAAUAGUUUGUAUGCCUUAUUAACUGAAGAUGCAGAUUAGCAGCAUACAUCAUAUUUAGAUGUUUGUUUAUUUACCUUGGAUCUUUGAGUCUCCCAAAUGACUUGACCACCAUAGGUACCAAGGAUGACCUUGAACUCCUGACCCUCCUAUAUAGUCCUCCUAAGAUUUAGUAUUACAGGCAUACUGUACCAAGCCAGCAAAGGAGGGAAUUCUCAGUGGUACUUGUGAGUUAAAUGAAAUAAUAUUACAAUGGAUGGGUUAACCAAAGCAUUCUUAGAGAUUCUCUAAAAGAUAUCUUUAUAUUAUUGGCACAAAAGACAAUAGCAGCUCUAGUCUUUAUUAGCUUUUACCCCCAAAGAGCAGCCUUUGAAAUUAUGAUUUGACAUUAUAACUUCAGCUUUUGCCCAGGCUUUUUAUAGCAAAGCGAAUGCUUUAAGAACAAUCUACAGUUAAUAAAUUGCUCUUCAUGUUAAUUGGUAGCUCUUAAUUCAUCAAGGCACACACCAAACUCAUAAUAUGCUGUUCUAUGGAUAUUUUUCUAAAUAUACAAACAUACAUUUUCUCAAAUUAGUAGAAAAUAAAACACUGUUUCUAUUUUUGGCACCCACUAGGAAACAGAAUUAAAUCUUGUGCAUAACUAUAAUAAUCCUCACCCUAACUUCUGCAGAAACUCAUUUUGUUCCCUAAUAUUUUUUCUUUUCUAAAAAUCAAAAAGCUCUCAUUUUCAGUAGCAUGGCUCACAUGUACUAAGAUAUUGUGUCUCUUUUCCUGGGGAGGUUUGUAAGUGUUAAGUAAUAUUAAUAUAAGUCACAGUAGCUAGUAUUCUAUGAGAGUUCACUGUCAUUAGUGUCAGAAUAAUUUGUAUAUAGACAUGUAAACACUCGAUCCUCUUCCUCCUCUUCCCUUCUUCCUCUCUCUACUCUUUCAGCUCCCUGAACUCUUAAUCCCUUUCUUCUUUUUUCCCCUCCUAGACUUCUGGAAUUUGUUUUCUUGCUUCUGCUCUGUAACCCUAGGUGUCCUAGAGCCUGCUAUGAACUCAGCUGGCUUCCAGUGCACUGCCUCAGCUGCCCAAGUGCUGGAAUAUAGGCAUGUACUACCACUGUUGGGAUUUUUGAGGGAAUCAGUUGUUUAUCAGAUAACUCUGCUUGCAGAGCUCCUUUAAUCAACCUUUGCACUCCGUUUUCCCUACUUAGUAUUUAUGUUGCUUCCUAUGUGCAAAAGCAAAUUGCACUUUGCUGUCUUCUACAGGACAGGGUGGCCCCAUGCAGCCCUUCCUCUCAUACUUAACUCUUGGGCUUCCUUGUCACAUGACAGAAUCCUAGAGUUCCAUCCAUGAGCUUCUAUGUUUGUGUUUUAAUGGGUUGUGAUUUUUUUUUGUAGUGGUCUCCAUUUUUUGCAAAGAGAAGCUUCUUCGGUGCAGGGUGAAGACUACAUUUGUCUGCGGAUUUAAAGAUAGAAAUUUAGUAUGUGUAGUUAGGGUUCGUGCUGGUAUAAUAAAAUGGCAGUUAUAUGUUCUUCUCUAGGAUGUAUGGUUUAGGUAUCUCUGAGUAGUUAGGUGGGUCUCCAAUACCAGGUAGAAUUUCCCUAUGAGAGGAUCUUAGGUCCAGUUCGAGGGCUGAUGGUUACUGCCAUGGCAUGUGUACCAUUUCUGCACCUAUAAGGUGAUUGUGUCCUGCUGGUCACUGUGGCUCAUUGGUGUUAUUACUGGUUGAAUCCUCAAGAAAAAUGUAAAGUAUAAGAACACACGUGUAAACCUCAGAAACUGAACUAAGUCUGAAUGGUUUUAAAGAGUCAGAUGCUCAACCAUAAGCAAAUUAUUUUCAACAUACUUUUAAGGGACAUAAGUGAAAAUGAAUGUGCAGGGCUGAAAUUUAGUGGCAUUGGGAUUAUUAAAAUAAAACAGUUUUAUAAUGCUGAAUGAUUUACGAAAUGACUGUUAUGCAUUGACUAGAAUGAAAAUGCAUUUAAAACAUUAAUAUGAAUGUUACAGUGUUGAAAAUGGUUAGGAUAUUUAAAUGAUAUUGGUACAGGCUCCAUCUUCCCAAAUAGCAAACAAUUGCUUUUCAUGGUGAUGAUGUCAUCUGAGAGGAAUAUUUUCUGAGAACGCCUGCAUCAUCUGGUCCAAAGAUAGAACUCCCCCAAAAUAUCCACAAAGUGUCAAUGCAUUAAAUAUAGGUCUUUUCACAGCCUUUUCGGGGCAGUAGGCAGACUUGUUGAUAACCCCACAUUCGGUUUCUAUUAUUAUCUGAAUACAGUGAGCUUCUGUGGAGCUCCAAGUUUUGAGCACAUUGUGUGAUUUGCUCUUCCUACAGUCAGUGUUGAACCACAUCUAGGUAGCCCGAGUGAGCCCGUGGUGAACCAUGCAAGAACCCUUAGUUCUCCCAUGUACUCAGCAUUUGCAAUUGCUUUCAUGACAUUUUGAAUGGCUUCCUUGAUAAGUAGGCUGGGGAAUCACGAGGUAUUAAGUUAGUUUUUAGAAGAAAUUGCCAUCUUGGGCAAGUUCCAAAGAAGGCUCACAUUCAUCUCAAUAUCAAACUUUAACUAAUUCAUUUCCAUGGAGACAACAUUUAGUUGAGGACAUUACCCCCAUUAUAUUUUUGCUAACACAUUUUGUAAAGCUUAAAAAAAAAAUCUGGCUAUUGUUGAAAGUUUUUUUUUUCCGUCUUCUUCUUCCUAGAGCCAUAUGUAUACCAUCUGGUCUUUCUUCCCAUUGUCAAUGUUUCAAUGUGCCACAGGAAGUCACAGGGACUUUGGGAUACAUCUCAUAUGGCCAUCUGUAAAAGAACAAGGAAGGGAGAGACAUGCAGUGUCUCCAAAGGGUCCAAAGGAUUGUGACAGAAGAGCCAUUUGCAAAUUUUAUAAUGAACAUCUUAAAGGGAGUAAAACAUCUGGAACCUUGCAAGUGUUUGUGGCUUUCACAGGACCAUGGUGAACAGGGCUUCCCCCUCGUGUGCACCUAUGUAUAACAGUGAUAGUAAGUAGGUUAUCUCUUAGUGCUCAUGUCUUGAGCUUGCAUAUGGACCCCUGUGACAAGUUCUCAUGAUAAACUAUCCCCUAUUAUUCCAUUCCCCAUCAGGCCACAAGUCUAUAUAUAAUCUCUUUUACAUGCAGUUAUGUACUAAAGCCUUUAUUGAAGGCAUAGUCAGGCAUAUAAGUUAUGCUUUGAGGAUGCGAUGUCCUUCUAGUGUGGUGAUUCUACAGAGUUCUGGAAAUUUUAGAAGGUGGAGCCUAGUGAAGGAAGGAAGUCACUGGAGUGUUUUUCAACUGUUUCUUACCAUGGGCCCUUCCCUAUAUUCCUUCUCUGUGCUUCUUGUCAGACAUUGGUGUGUACUGCAUGCUCCAAUCACUGUGAGAUUCCGCCUUACCGCAGACUCAGAACCAACAAUGCCAAAGAUUUCAGAAACUGAGAAAAUAUAAAUAAUACUUCCUUUAUAGUUGUUUUUCCUGGGUGUUUGGUCAUACUGAUAAAAAGAUAAUAAAUACCCAUGUUCUUUUUGCUUUCAUGGCUAGAUCUCUAAGUUCUAGCUACCUUUGUCAUGCGUCUUAGUUACUUUUCUAUUGCUGGGAAAAAACACUAUGACCAGGGUACCUUAUAGAAGAAAAGUUUGUAUUUGAGUGCUUAUAGUUUCACAUAGUUAGAGUCCAUAAUUAUCAUGGCAGGAAACAUGGCAGCAGGCAGUCAUCCAUGGAGCUGUAGUAGUAACUGAGAGUUUACAUCUUGAUCCACAAGAAUGAGGCAUGGGGUAGGCUGGGAGUUUGGGAAGAGAGGGACAAUGAGAAUAGUGUGAGCUUUUGAAACCUCAAAGCCCACUUCCUAAGAUACACCUCCUCCAACAAACCACACCUUUUAACACACAUUCUUCCUAACAAUUCAACUGGUAUAUAAGUAAUCAAGCUUACGAGUCUAUGAGGGCCAUUCCCACUCAAACCACCCCACCUGUUCCUCCAGGACAACCUCAUCAUUUCUUCUUUAUCACCUACACAAAGGACUAAUUCACUGUCUGUGUGAAUCAUGAAUAAUGCCUGUUAAUAAUUCUUUCCAAGUAAACAACAUGAGACAACAUACAUCUAACAUGUUACGAGGAUGGGCUUCCUUGGAAGUUCUUCCCAAUAAGUCAGGAUUUAUGUAAGCUGUAAGUUUGUUUUCUCUUUCCACUACUGCUCUGGCUCUUUCCAAAGUAUUUGGUGCAUAGCUAAUUCUGCCUGCCAUAUAAAAGUUAAUUGAGUUCAACUAAAAUUGAAUCUUUCUUAUUCAUGUUCUUUCCCAGCAUUUUGGAAAUCUUGCCACUGUCUAAUGAUUCGAAGUGGGAGACCGUGUGCUCCUUUUCUGCCUUCCGUGUUGGUAGCAUGUGAUCCACAGAUGCAUUGUGUCCUGUUAGUAGCUAAUAUGCACACUUAGGAAGCGUUUGUUCGUGUUUGAUUAUCUACUAUUGCGAAAGAAUGGCAUUGUGCUAUUUUAUGUGUAUGAGUGUGUUGUCAGCAUGACUGUCUAUGUGCUGUGUGCAUGAUGUGCCUUUGGAGGUCAAAGAUGAUAUUGGAUCCUCUGCAACUGGAAAUGGCUGUGAGCCAUUGAUGGGCAUCUAGCCUGGAUCUCCUGGAAGAGCAGCCAGUACUCUUAACCAAUGAAAUAUCUCUUUAUUUCGGGAGUUCUCAACCUGUGGGCCUUAACCCUUUUCAGUGGCAUUUCAGGUAUUCGUGUCAUGGUUCAUCACAGUAGCAAAAUCACAGAUAGGAAAUAGCAGCCAAAUAACUUCUGGUUGGGGGUCACCACAACCUCUAUUUAAGGGUUGCAGCAUUAGGGAGGUUGAGAACAACUGGUCCAGUCCAAUGUAGCUACAAUAUAAUUGACCCUUUAUGGUCCUCUUCCUGGUAGGUCAGCAGACAACAUUGUCAUCAUUGAUAUACUCAGCUCUGAAUUUUAAGCCUAUAUAACUCAGGGAAGCUAGUAGAUUUUGUUAAAAUGAAUUGGGGAAAUUGGUUUGAAUCCAAAUUUUGUUACUAAGGCUCCCAUUUCAUUUAUCCCACUUUAGGAAUUGUUAUCUCAUGGCUCACACUGUGAAACCUGAUUUCCCUCGUCCUUUCUCACCUAUGAACUGUAGGUAGACAUGGUUGCUUUAGCUUGAGCCCCCAGUUCACAGAUGUUUCUAGCUGCUCUGUUAGUCUCCAGAUGCUAUGGUCAUUGUCUUAGGCUUUCUAGUCCUGCACAAACAUCAUAACCAAGAAGCAAGUUGGGGAGAAAAGGAUUUAUUCAGCUUACAUUUACACAUU